Molecule: messenger RNA, 1778 nt
Organism: Cornus florida
Lineage: Eukaryota; Viridiplantae; Streptophyta; Magnoliopsida; Cornales; Cornaceae
Product: 3-dehydroquinate synthase, chloroplastic
Exons: 8
Coding region: 173-1534 (453 amino acids)
Biological process (GO): aromatic amino acid biosynthetic process
Cellular component (GO): cytoplasm
Molecular function (GO): 3-dehydroquinate synthase activity
Source: RefSeq, a predicted model, not a curated record
AAGUCUAAACCUGAAAUACAGGUAUGUCCCAUAGCCAUCCUUCACCGGUCGUCUCUUACCUAACCCAAAAUCUUUAUCGAACGCCAACAACAAAAUGCCGUAAUCCGAGACAGACACCAACUCUCUCUCUCUUUCCAACACACUUUCUCUCUCUAACAAACCCUCUCCUCUCAUGGCAUCCUCUGCAACCAUUUCUCACAUCUAUCUCUCUGCAAAAUCCUCCAAACACUCCUCUCACUCUAUAUCCAACUCUCCCGGCAUCUUUCUCCGCUUUCGUAACUCCAAUUCAAUUUUUCUUCGCUCUUCGUUUCUUUCUUCGAGUUUUGUUGGGUUGAAUCGGAGCUGUGGUUCUGUGUUGGAUGUGGAUCCAAUGCGAUUGAAGGUAUCUGCGAGUUCGACUCAGGUGAUGGAACCGAGUAAGACGAGUUCUAGUGUUCCGACGAUCGUCGAGGUCGAUUUGGGCGACCGGAGCUACCCAAUUUAUAUCGGGUCUGGACUUCUUGAUCAACCUGAUCUUCUCCAGAGGCAUGUCCAUGGAAAGAAAGCUCUUGUGGUCACUAACACCACAAUUGCGCCUAUAUAUCUGGAUAAAGUUGUUAGUGCUUUGACAAAUGGAAAUCCAAGCCUUUCUGUUGAGAGUGUGAUUUUACCAGAUGGUGAGAAGUACAAAAACAUGGAUACACUCAUGAAAGUAUUUGACAAAGCUAUUGAAUCACGGUUGGACCGACGUUGUACAUUUAUUGCCCUCGGUGGUGGCGUCAUUGGUGACAUGUGUGGAUAUGCUGCUGCAUCGUUCCUCCGUGGUGUUAAUUUCAUUCAAAUUCCUACAACUGUAAUGGCACAGGUGGAUUCUUCUGUUGGGGGAAAAACUGGAAUAAAUCACCGCCUUGGGAAAAACUUGAUUGGUGCAUUCUACCAACCUCAGUGUGUGCUUAUAGACACCGACACACUGAACACAUUGCCCGAGAGAGAAUUAGCAUCGGGGUUUGCUGAGGUCAUAAAGUAUGGGCUUAUUAGAGAUGCUGAAUUUUUUGAGUGGCAAGAGAAGAACAUGCAGGCAUUGAUGGCAAGGGACCCUGAUGCAUUAACUUAUGCAAUCAAGCGUUCAUGUGAAAACAAGGCUGAGGUUGUAUCUUUAGAUGAGAAGGAAGGUGGACUGAGGGCAACAUUGAACUUGGGUCAUACUUUCGGCCAUGCAGUGGAAACUGGUUUUGGCUAUGGGCAGUGGCUUCAUGGAGAAGCUGUUGCAGCUGGCAUGGUCAUGGCUGUUGACAUGUCCCAUCGCAUGGGCUGGAUUGAUGAUUCGAUUGUGAAGCGAGUUCACAACAUCUUACAACAGGCUAAGCUACCCACUACUCCGCCCGAAUCAAUGACCGUGGAGAUGUUCAAGUCUGUCAUGGCGGUUGAUAAGAAGGUAGCUGAUGGGCUACUAAGGCUCAUACUUCUGAAAGGUCCUCUAGGUAAUUGCGUAUUUACCGGGGAUUACGACAGAAAGGCCCUCGAUGAAACACUCCAUGCAUUUUGCAAGUCAUGAGUACAAGUCUGGCCGACAGUUACCAAGCUAUGUGCAAUUUUUUUUUUCACAUCUGUGUGUGGUGUAUUUAUAUAUUCAUAAUUAGUUAUUCUUCUCUAUAUUUUGAAUGUCUUCUUCUUCUUGUGGGCUUUCCCAUAUAUCCAUUGGUAGAAGUUUCUACCACAUGCAUCUCAUAAACCAUUCUAAUUAGAAAGCAAUAGCAUUGCCUGGUCAAUAAAAUUUAUUUCCAGAUAAUUUUAUUAUU